AUGUAUCAUCAACACCAUCACCACCAUGGAAAGAACAUUUACCAAGAAAGGAACUCGUUUAUUCACGGAGUGAAUGGAAAUGGAGAUUCAGGUCUUGUGCUCUCAACUGAUGCUAAGCCGAGGCUGAAAUGGACGCAUGACCUGCACGAACGGUUUGUCGAGGCAGUUAACCAAUUAGGUGGAGCAGAAAAAGCUACACCAAAAUCAGUCUUAAAACUUAUGGGAAUUCAGGGGCUAACAUUGUAUCACCUGAAGAGUCACCUCCAGAAAUAUAGACUAAGUAAAAACCUAGCAGCACAAGCUAAUAGUGGGAACAAUAAAGCUUGUAAGGAAUCCUAUCUUACAGCACCAGCAGAUAAAGUACCUGAGGUAAAUGGAACUCGCAUGAAUGAUCCAAAUAUUGCAAACCAAACAACUAAAAAUAUACAUUUAGGAGAAGCAAUACAGAUCCAAAUUGAAGUGCAGCGAAGAUUACAUGAACAGCUGGAGGUACAGCGUCAUCUGCAGAUGCGGAUAGAGGCCCAAGGCAAAUACUUGCAGUCUGUGUUAGAGAAAGCACAGGAAUCACUCGACAGGCAGAACUCAGGAAUUAAAGAACUCUCUGAUAUACACGUGCAAACAAACCACACAACCAAAUUUUCAGGGGAGAGAGAUUAUCUUAUGAUGAUGAAUGGAGAUGGUGACAAUGAAUUUGCAGCUGGAACGGAUUUCAACAAUUUAACAGUGAGCACAGGCUUUCAUAACGACAACUGUCCAGAAGAGGACCAACUCUUUUACCCAAACACAGAUAGCAAUGAUUCAAUUAAACAGGGGAAGCAUAAAAUAUCACCAGAAGUGAAAUUUCCUUAUCUGUCGACAAAACUAGACCUCAAUGCAGACGGCGAAGGCAGUGUUGCUUCAGGUUGCAAGCAAUUGGAUUUAAAUGGAUUUAGCUGGAGUUGA
Molecule: messenger RNA, 942 nt
Organism: Striga hermonthica
Lineage: Eukaryota; Viridiplantae; Streptophyta; Magnoliopsida; Lamiales; Orobanchaceae
Source: the annotation of a GenBank genome assembly